This is a messenger RNA of Ziziphus jujuba (common jujube), 524 nucleotides long. RefSeq lists its product as uncharacterized. The transcript has 4 exons. The coding region runs from base 29 to 352 and encodes 107 amino acids. The record is from RefSeq and is a predicted model, not a curated record. Lineage: Eukaryota; Viridiplantae; Streptophyta; Magnoliopsida; Rosales; Rhamnaceae.
UCAAGGCAGCAUAUGGCUAAUUAAGGAAAUGGCUUCUAAAAAGAUUUCAAUUAUUUGGGAAGUUUUCCUAGUUGUUACUCUUUUGAUGAGCUUGGCAGUGGCAUCAAGGGAACCUCUUAAUGUUCAGACUCGUAUGCUUUAUGUAAAGAAUGAGGAACAACUUCAGCAUAACAUGCUGUCGCCUCAAUAUCAGAGGGCUUAUGCUCCUAAUGGUUUUAGCAUUCCUCCUACCUACAUAUCAGAUGUGAAGAAGGAGGAACUACUUCAGUCUAUGGCUUUGUCGCCUGAUCAAUAUCAUACAACUGAUGCCCCUUCCGGUCACAAUUUUGCCAUGCCUCCUACAAUGAGGUAAUUGAAGGCAAUCAGGGUCAAGCUCGAAAUCCAAGUGCCAUAGAUGCUGCUCUUGUCUAUGAUCAAAUUUGUUGCUAUUAUUGGGAUCACAAGUUGAGGAUUAUUUUUAGACUGAUGCUAAAGUUACCAACUAGUUUAUUAAAAUAUUUACCAAUAUAAUGUGACAUUUUUAU